Gopherus flavomarginatus (Mexican gopher tortoise) is the source of this 3019-nucleotide messenger RNA. RefSeq names its product peptide methionine sulfoxide reductase MsrA-like. Gene Ontology annotation, molecular function: peptide-methionine (S)-S-oxide reductase activity. Gene Ontology annotation, cellular component: cytoplasm. The record is from RefSeq and is a predicted model, not a curated record. Gene Ontology annotation, biological process: cellular response to oxidative stress. The transcript has 6 exons. Bases 400 to 1008 code for a protein of 202 amino acids. Lineage: Eukaryota; Metazoa; Chordata; Testudines; Testudinidae.
UCGCUCCUGCGCUGAUUGAAUUGAAUCCGGGCCAAGGAAAUUAUGUAGCCUGCCCGCCCUUCUCGGGAAACGGGAGAGAGCCGGAGCCAGGGAAGGAAUUGUCUGCGAGCUGCCAAGCCGCCCGGCUGCGCUGCCAGCGAAACGCCUCGCAGACCCGAGCCCAACUCUGGACUUUUGUGUCUCUUCCCCUCCCUGGCCCCCAACUCUCUCCAGUCUGUUCACAUUUGGCUACUAAACCUUCGGAGUCCUUAGCAGGUAGCCAAGGGCAGCUAGGAAAAUCAGGACAAGACACCCCCACCUCCGCGGCAGCUGUGUGCUUUGGAAGCAGAAUAAAAUGGCUCCAGUCCGGCCAAGCAUGCCGUCAGCGGGAACGCGACGCUCCCGCCGUUCCCAGAGGGAAUGCAGAUGGCCAUUUUCGGCAUGGGAUGUUUUUGGGGAGUCGAGAAGAUGUUCUGGAGCUUGCCAGGCGUCUUCUCCACCCAGGUGGGCUACGCAGGAGGCUUCACCCCAAACCCCACCUACAAAGAAGUCUGUACAGGUCUGACCGGACACGCGGAAGUGGUCAGGGUUGUGUACGACCCACAGAAGACCAGCUACGAGGCCCUCCUCAAAGCCUUCUGGGAGAACCAUGACCCCACCCAAGGCAUGCAGCAAGAGGAGAAUGUCGGCACACAGUAUCGCUCAGUAAUCCACACAUUCGGAGCCCAGCAGAGGGAUACUGCCCUGAAGUCGAAGGCGAUGUAUCAACAGGAGCUGGCCAAACAGCAGCUGGGGCCCAUCACCACUGAAAUCCAGGCAGCCGGGGAGUUCUAUUACGCAGAGGAUUACCACCAGCAGUACCUGCACAAGACCCCCAAGGGAUACUGCGGCCAAAAGGGGACCGGCGUGGCCUGUCCCAUCCGCCCCGCAGCUGAACAAGUCAUGAAGGGAGUAUGCCUGGGAGCCGUGACGAUCAACACCCACAAGCAGUUGCCAUGGGAACGGAAGCAGCCUAGCACCUCGUUUUAAGCGACCAUCGGGAGCGCAGGUGGCUUUUCUUUUCCCGGCCACCUCUGGACCCAGCUGGACGGCCUGAUUCACAGACGUGACGGGUUCUGCACCAGGCAAACUGCCCCUUGAGUCCCUUCCUGCCCUGCGUUUCUGGACGGUUACCAUAGCGCAGGGGAUGUCCAAGUGCAUGGGUCUGAUCCCUGGCAAGGCUCCAGGGUUCAGAGAUCACCCCUCGGUCCUGGUCGCUUUGUGGUGGCCUCCAGGCUGAGGUGGGGGGUCUUGCCUCCCAGAGCUGAUCCUGCACAACCAGCAGCUGCUACUGGCUCCUUGUCCUGAUCUGCUCACGCCUACGCGCCCCCUUCCCUCCAGAGCAUCCUCUGGGGUCACUUAGAUUCACUGGGAGGCUGGAGCAUAGGAGAGGGGGUAACUCGCUUGCUAACUGCCUGGAGAAUUUCCUCACUCCAUUGCCACGGCCACCACAGCAUCUGUCACACAGGGCCCAGCAGGACUGCCCAGGGGACGGGGCAGCCUCGGCACCACAACGUGAGGCAAGUCCAAAAGUUUUCAGCCGCCUUUGCUGCUGGAUUUGGGAGGGUCUGGACAGAGGUGCCCAGCCCUGGGGACGCAGGCGCCUCGGGGUAGGCAGCAAAUGCUCUGCUUUCUCCACCUGGUUUUGCUAGACAACAUUGGGAAGGCUGCACCCUCCCCAGCCCCCCCGCUGCCAGCGGGAGCCUCACCCCUCACGUUUGGUGGAGAAGGAGCUGGGCCAUCACUGAAGGUGGUUGAUGCCUCCCCCUGGAGAGAGCGGGGACCUAUUAACUUUCAGCCAUUAGACUUCAGGGCAAGAAGUCCCCUCUCCUGGGGCUUAGCCCUGGCCUCCAGCCUUCCCCUUCCCCCCUCAUCACCCUUGACAAUGACACCAAUUCUCCCUGCUCCACUAGUCUCCUGGAUCCCUGGUGGCCCGGAGAGCGAGGCUCCCCGAGCAGUGGACACAGGUGCUGGCCAGGUUAGCAACCAGCAGCCCUGCCCUGCCCAAGAGCAGCAGGGUUUGUUAAUGUGCCCCAGGGGCAGCCAUGGGUGGGGGGGAGCUUGUAAUGGGCUCUGCCUGAGGGGAUUGGGAAAGCAGUUGCUGAAUCCUGACUCGCUGUCCCUGGGCUCCCCUUGGUGCAUGGUUUGACCUCUUCCCGAUCUGAGCCCAGGAGGGAAGGAGAUGCAUCUCGUGGGCUUCUGUCUGCUCGCCUGGCCUUUACUCUCUUGCUCUCCCACUGCCUGAGGAGUCACUUGCCCCAAGCCCCGGCUGCCCAAGGGGGAGCGAUGCUAGCCCAGGGCUGUUCCUGUGCUCCCUGCUGGGGCUGCCCUAGCUCAUAUGGUCCUGAGGGUCCUGCCCCUCCGUCGGGAUUCCCAGCCGGUGGCAGCACCCCCCAGCAACUUAUUUCACAGACUCUUCCCAAGGAACCUGCAGUUCCUCCCCGCACCCCAGAUGUGUCUAUUGCUUCUUCAGGGCCUGCUGGUGCCCUCUGAAGAGUUUGCUCCUGCCCCUCACUGCAGCGAUUACCAGCUUGGCCGUGCUGUCUAGCUGGGCGGGAGAUCGUUGUCUUCCCUACUUCUACCUGGCCCUGCGUCCUUCCUGAACCCCCUGCCGGUCUUUCUAACCCAGCCAGCUCCGUCUGCCAGGCUGCCCUGCCCCUGAGCUCCCAUCACAUGCUGUUCUGUCCAUGCCCAAACCCACCACCCGCUAGGCACAGGCGGGGCUGAGCCCAGCUCCCCUUAAAGGGCCAGCCCCUCUUUCCCCCACCGUAGCGGCAGCAGCCACCACCCAGUCUAGUCUGUUCUUUGGCACAGAGUCUGGCUCAGGGCCGGUGUUGCCUACUGCCAGCGGGUGAGUGGGCAUUGAACUCUAUUGGGCAGAGAGGUGGUGUUUAAAUUGAUGCUCACCUGGGUGGGGCUGGCCUUGUUCAUAAUCGGCCCCAUGUCAUUUUGAUCCUCUGAAAUGAUCCAGCGUCUCCUGGACUGCACCGAAUAAAUGAAA